Molecule: messenger RNA, 10177 nt
Organism: Macrosteles quadrilineatus (aster leafhopper)
Lineage: Eukaryota; Metazoa; Arthropoda; Insecta; Hemiptera; Cicadellidae
Product: receptor-type guanylate cyclase Gyc76C-like
Exons: 28
Coding region: 1090-5034 (1314 amino acids)
Biological process (GO): receptor guanylyl cyclase signaling pathway; cGMP biosynthetic process; intracellular signal transduction
Molecular function (GO): guanylate cyclase activity; ATP binding; peptide receptor activity
Source: RefSeq, a predicted model, not a curated record
AUGGUUGUAGUGUUGUUUGAAACUUUGUGGUGAACUUAAAACUUGUCGGGUACGCAGUAGUAUUUAUCGGUGUUAUGUAUUUUGUGCUAUUUGAAGAAAAUAGGUGCCGUUAACUGUGAGUCAAAAUAGUCCAUUCUAAUUUAUUUGAAGUCAUCGGGAUUCAAUUUUAACCUCUCCACCACAGGUCGGAGUUUUAGUUCUGUCGCUGGUGACUUGGAAGUUAGUAUAAAGUUGUUUAGAUCACAUAUUUGUACUCUGAAGGUACACAAUUAUUAUGUUUACUAUAUGUUUUGCUCUCGACGACGAAUUGUUUCACUGGAGAUUGUUUGGUUCAGUCCGAGUUUGUUAUCUUAUUUACCAAAGUCUAACGUUCGGGAAUCAAAACAACUUAAACUUAAGUUAAACUUGAUGCUUUCCUAGAUAAUUUCACUGAGUAAAUUAUUUAUUCAACUAAUUAUUUCGCGUUACUAUACUGACAGGCGUAUUUGCUCUUUGUAAGUUAAUAAUUUACAGGCCUUACCCAAGUCAAGUGUAAUUAAGUUGGCUCGGUUUCUUUUUUUAGCCGUAGUCCUUUGUUGAUCUUUUUUCGUCCUCACUUUCCUUGUAACUGGACAAAACUGUGUUCCAACAAAACUUACAGCUUGCUUUUGAAAUUUCAGCAGCCUUGAAUAAAUUUCCACAACAACAUGAGCUAUACAGACGACGAGACAAGUCAGUGUUUGUGACGUAACAAAAUCUAAAAAUAACUCACAGCAUUUGACCUCAGCGGUUUGACUCUUUACACAUUAGUGUCAUAGUGGCCCAUCUGUGGUUUUAAAAGUUUAGACCUGUCAAUAUUUUGUUAUUUCAUUAUUUUACAAAGUGUGAUGCGGAGCAACUUUAACGGAUAAGUCCAAGUGCGGGGUUUGUUUGGCGAUAAUCCUGGAUUUCUGUGUAAAUUGAUAAAGAAAAAAUAAAUUUACAAUCUUCUCAAGGUCUGAUUGGAGUCUUCAAACAUCUAAUGCUGCUUGCUGUGAGAGCCACGGUGGACCCGCUAUGGCAUUUAACCCCCUCGUCCACAGGUGAGGUGGAGGGGACGGCCGGCUGGCCAUGCAGGCCGGGCCUCUAACACUCUUCGUCCACUUGCUGUUGUUGACCUCCGCGUGUGUGGCGUCGCACACGACAGUCACACUCGCAGUCGCACCCUCUACCACCGCCGCAUCGACCACAGUCGCGCCACCGACGCCCCCGCCACACAUCAACAAGAACCUAACCAUUGGCUACCUCACGGCGAUCAGAGGUGACUUGCGCGACCGACAGGGCCUCCUAGUCUCCGGCGCCAUACAGAUGGCUGUGGACAAGGUGAACUCCGACCCGUCGCUGCUGCCCAACGUGACUCUGGUACUCAAAUGGCAAGACAUGCGCGGUGACACGGUGAUCAGCACACGCCUCAUCACCGAGAUGAUCUGCGAGGGUAUCUACGCGUUUUUCGGCCCCGAGGGCUCGUGCUACGUCGAAGCCAUCGUCUCCCAAUCUCGCAACAUUCCCAUGCUCAGCUAUAAAUGUUCGGACCAUCGUGCGUCGGCCGUGCCAACAUUUGUCAGGACAGAACCUCCAGAUACUCAGGUGACCAAAUCAGUGAUAGCAUUGUUGAAGUACUACGAUUGGAAGAAGUUUUGUAUCAUAUGGGAAGAUGAUUGGGAGAUAGUGGCGGAGUCAUUGCACAAAGAAGCCAACCAGGCCAACAUGACAGUGACUUGUGUGCGUCCCAUCCAGAGCAGUGCCAAGUGUUGUAGAGAUCUCCUGCCCUGCUGUACCAGUGGAUUCUGGUACAACAUGCUCAUAGAAACCAGAAACCUCACUAGAAUUUACGUGUUCUUUGGCCAGUCCAAGACUCUUGUGGACAUGAUGGAGAACAUGGAUGCGCUGCAACUUUUUGACAACGGAGAGUACAUGGUGAUAUUUGUGGAUCUCACGACUUACUCAAUCAAAGAAGCCUCCAAAUACUUCUGGAGGAUAGAGAAUCCCAAAUCCGGGAAGACACUGGUGAGUUGUAGCGAAGAAAUGAACUACCUGCGUAGAGCUCAGUCGCUGCUGGUCGUAGUUCCGUCCCCUCCGGCUGAAACGUACGAGGAGUUUUCAGAUAAAGUCCGAGAAUACAACGCUCAACCUCCGUUCAACUUCCCUACACCUCCUGUGUUCACCACUAGUGAUAUGUCCAAGUUCAUCUCCGUAACAGCCGCCAACCUGUAUGACGCAGUGUUGUUGUAUGCUCGUGCCUUAGACAAGCUGUUGAAGGAAGAACCUGUACUAAAUGAGACAGUCGUCGAACAAGUUGCCACUAACGGAACUAGAAUCAUCGAGACCAUCAUUAAAAACAGAACGUACGAGAGUAUAACAGGUGCAACAAACAAGCUAGACUUGAAUGGUGAUUCGGAAGGCAAUUUCUCAGUGGUCGCAUUCAAGAAGUUUUAUCACUACAUCAAGAUGCCCACUUAUAACUUCACUUGCGACUACAACUUCAUCCCGGUCGGCCAGUUCUUCCAAGGAGAUACGCUUCCAGAGUAUAAGCUCAACUCCCCGAGUCUCCAGCCGGACUGGGUCGGUGGUCGCAAGCCUGACGACGAGCCGAGCUGCGGUUUCCACAACGAACUGUGCGCCAAAGAUGACUCCCAGGAGAGUGGUGUUAUCAUAGCAAUGGCGUUGGGUAUCCUCCUCUUCUGUUCGAGCGUCUUUACUCUCAGCAUGUACCGCAAGUGGAGAAUCGAGCAGGAAAUCGAAGGUCUCCUCUGGAAAAUCGACCUGGCCGAUCUACUUAGUUACUAUAACAACGAUAUUGUCUCGUCACCAAGUAAGACGUCUUUAGUGAGCGCAACGUCAAUAGAGUCGAGAUGUGGAGGUCAGGUUUUCGCAGCCACUGGACAAUACCGAGGUGUCGUCGUGAGGAUAAAAGAGCUCAAGUUCUCCAAGAAGAAGGACAUCACGCGUGAAACGAUGAAGGAAAUGCGACGCCUACGAGAGAUUAGGCACGAUAAUAUUAACUCUUUCAUUGGAGCGUCAGUGGAGCCUAUGAGGAUACUGAUCAUAACCGAUUACUGCGCUAAGGGUAGUCUGUAUGAUAUUGUAGAAAACGAAGAUAUCAAGUUGGACAAAAUGUUCAUCGCUUCUCUAGUCAAUGAUCUCAUUAAGGGUAUGCUGUACCUACACACGUCUGCCAAUAUGCCACACGGUAACCUCAAAUCCAGCAACUGCGUGGUGACCAGCCGCUGGGUCCUACAAGUCACGGACUUCGGCCUGCACGAGAUGCGACAGUGUGCCGAGAACGACAGCAUCGGAGAGCACCAGUAUUACCGCAAUCUGUUAUGGAAGGCACCCGAGCUCUUGAGAGAUCCUCAUGCCCCAGUGGACGGAACUCUCAAAGGAGACGUCUACGCCUUCGCAAUCAUCAUGCAUGAAAUCAUCGGCAGGAGGGGACCCUUUGGCGCUUGUGGCUUCGAUGAACCUUCAGAGAUCAUCAAGAUGGUGCGCCAGGUGCCGGGCCCGGGUGAAGCUCCAUUCAGACCUAACCUAGAACAGCUGCGAGACAGUGAGGCUGGACAGGACUAUGUGCUGGCUGUCAUACAGGAAUGUUGGGCAGAACAGCCAGAACUGAGGCCAGACUUCCGCACGAUAAGAGCGUCUCUCAAGAACAUGCGGGAAGGCAAACAGAAGAACAUUAUGGAUCAGAUGAUGGACAUGAUGGAGAAGUACGCCAACAAUUUGGAGGACCUCGUCAACCAGAGAACACUAGAGGUGUACGAGGAGAAGCGGAAAACGGAGGAUUUGCUGCAUCGGAUGUUACCUGCGCCUGUGGCAGCAAGACUAACGCGAGGAUUUGGUGUGGAACCGGAGUCAUUUGACCUUGUUACCAUCUACUUUAGUGAUAUCGUAGGCUUCACACAAAUGUCCGCUGAAAGCACACCUCUGCAGGUGGUAAACUUCUUGAACGACCUGUACACAUUGUUUGACAGAAUCAUCAAAGGUUACGACGUCUACAAAGUAGAGACUAUCGGAGACGCUUACAUGGUCGUUUCAGGGCUGCCUAUCCGCAACGGAGACAAGCACGUCGGGGAGAUUGCCUCCAUGUCACUGGAUCUACUAGAGGCUGUCAAGAACUAUCAGAUUGCUCAUCGGCCCCACGACACCUUGCAGCUGCGGAUAGGAGUACACACUGGUCCGGUGGUUGCUGGUGUGGUGGGGCUGACGAUGCCGAGGUAUUGUCUGUUUGGCGACACCGUCAACACUGCCUCGCGUAUGGAGAGCAACGGACUACCUCUGAAAAUACACAUCAGCCCUCAGUGUAGACAGGCCUUGAUCAAGAUUGGAGGAUACACCAUGGAGGAGCGGGGGGUGGUUCAUAUGAAGGGGAAGGGGGAUGUGUUAACCUAUUGGCUGACAGGAGUGACUGAGGGAGCUAUCAGACGACGAGAGACUGAGUCGGUGACAAUCAUCUACCCAAAUGAUAUCAUCCAAGAGUCAAACGCAGCUCUGGUUAACGUCGACGAGCUGCCUCCUCUCUUCUGCCGACCUCAUCGCAGUCCCAAACAGAUGGGAGAGGAUCGUCGGUUAGAGCGGCGCCAGUCCUCGGUGCCGAGGGGCAACUCUGAGGACCGAGGGGUGCCCAACAACUUUCCCGGACCCCUGCGCCGCUUGGUGCGAGAGUCUCACUCUCUAGACCCCUUUCCUGACAAACGGCUGGAGAAGAUCGGAACUGUCAAACGCAGCUUGCUCUCGUUACAGGAAAACAACCUGAUGACCUGUAACGGGCCCAAUGGAGAGCGAGUGGUUGGCAACGGAGGUCUAGUGUGCGAUCCUCUUCUGGACCACAAGCGAUGGCACUCAUUGGAGGACAUGCCACUUGACAACGUCUCCGCCUCCAAGAAGAUCAUCACUCGCUCGUCCAUCCGCUCGUGGCUGUUCGGACUGUUCAACAACAACGGGUGUCGCAGUGACUUGAACCUCCGCAAGAACUGUACCUACACGGAGAUGCAGGCGGAGAAGGAGAGUAUUGUAUGACCCGGGGAGCUACACAUGUAGUGGGUCAUUGUCUAGUCGGAAAUGUAUGUAGAGUUUGUCAAGCUAAGCAACGGUUGAGUCUCAAUAAUUCGACCUAAAACCGGUAUCAGAAAAUACUAAAAGCUGGAUACACAUUGAAAUGAAAAAAAUUUCUACGUUGUAAAACCGAUUUGAGGUUUUAAUUUUAUCUUUCGCUAACUACUAACUAUUCCUACACAGAAACAUAAAAUACAAGGUGUCCCAAAAAAAUUUUUUUUUUUAAAUUGCAAUUCAUCUUUUUAAUGUUAUAGGAAAAUAGUUUAAGUUCUCGUUUUAAUUCUUAUCUCUAAAUCCAACAGUUUUUGAGAUACCAAUGGUGGCACAGUUGGGUUGUUCACCUUGUAUACAGGGUUGUCAAUCAUAUAUAAUUGUGUUGUGCAGUACGCCAAAACAAUAAGAAAGUACAGUCAAGCACAGUUCUCUAAAGCAUGGUGCUCAUUUCCCGAAUACAUUCAGGAGCAAGGAAAGGAAUCGUUUUGACACUCUCCCGAUUGUGUACCUUACCACUAAAAAAAACAUGUGAUUUCACAGUCUUUAAUCGUCCACAGGUAUAAAGAAGGUCGUAUAACCGAAGUCGCUUAAUUGAGACUCUACUGUCAAAAGAAAAUUUAUCAGGAGUAAAUUGUUUUAUAACCGAGACAGUAGAAAUAUUGAAGAAUUUAAAUGCAGAUGUAGAAUAGUGGAGCGAGGUAUGUCCACAAUGAUCAGAAAUUUAAUUUGAGAUGUAAUAAACUCUGAAUUCAGGAUUGGCCAAUUUGAUUUAAAAAAAUCAAAUUUAUCUUAGGCCUACAUAAAUAUGUCUAAAUCAUAGUUUCUUUUAGUUUUUUUCUUGUUUUGUUCACCAAAAUAUAUGAUUUAUGGUGAAAUGAUAAUCGGGGAUUGCAUAAGCGCUUAGGGUGAAAUUUGUUUAAUUUCAUCUGUGUGUUUCUUGAGUGCUGUUUUUGUGGUUGAUUUUUUAUGCAAACAAGUCUUGCUUUUAACCAAACAACUUUGCUCAUUUUCACUCAUUUAUUGAGCAGUUGGUGUUUUAAUUAGUACAGUACAUGCUUUGAAGGAAAACAAAAUAUUUAUAUAUUGGUUCAAUGUUCGAUCAGCAUAAAAUAUUUUUUCAUAUACAGUAGACUCUCGCCCAUCCGGACUAAUGUGGCGGACGUCCGGUACGGUGCGAAAAAUCCGGACUAUCGAGAGACGAGCAAAUACAGUACUGUAUAUAGCCGUUAUUUCAAUUUUGUUCCAGGUCCACAGUAUUGAUAGCUGGGGAAAUGCAGUUCCACCGGUAAUAAGUUUUACUGUCGUGUUAUCCCAGUUUUUGAUUAUCCGAGGUAGUCUCGGUCCCGUUUAGCUCAGAUAAUCGGACUACUACUGUACUGUGCCGCAAAAAAAUCACGAUUGCCGAUCCGGACUAGCGAAAGUAAGGACAAGGCCGAUCCGGAUGAGCGUGAGUCUACUGUAUAUGAAUUUGUACUAAAUUUUUGUAUGUAGAUAACAGUUUGUUCUGUUAGUGUGUAGAUAAUAGAUUCAGGUACAACUAAUUCUAUAAAUUUACUAAUAAUAUUUUUAAGUAAUCUACAAAAAAGAGGAACAUUUGAAUUUUGAGGAUAACAAUAUUUUUGGGUAUCAAUCAAGUAAAACUGUAAUACUACUGAGAAAGAUCUUGUAAAGAUUGUGAGUGUUUGGUGCUUUAUGGAUUUGUACGUCGCGGGACUGAUAUAAGUCAGUCGCCAGCAAUUGUGAUAUCUUGAGCCUAGUGUUAAGUUUUGUCAAUUUUUGGAAUGGUGCGAUCGCUUUUCAGAGGCCUUAUUUUUCAAUAUAGUCAAUGAAUGCAUGAACUGUAAGGUCUGUAAAACCCCAUUUUUUAUAACGGUGAGAUUUUACACUGGUUUUACAAUCAUUUAAUGGUCUCAUUUACUUAUAAAAUAAUGAUUGUAAAUGUACAAAACCAUCAUUGUUUUCUUUUUGUAUCUUUUCCUUCUACUUUCAAGGAUUAUUAUCUAAUAAAAUUUAGAACUUAGUUCGGUCACUAAGCACUAAAUAAAGUAUACAACACUUAAACAACCAGUUUUGACCUUACUGUUUAUGUUUUCAUUGCUUUUGUCGAAGUUUUGUAAAAUGUUCACUAUAUCAAGUGCCUGUUUGGACUAUACAAUCUUAAAACUGUAUUACGUUAUACAAAUGUAAUAUUGUAUUUAUUUUUUAGUUCAAAGUAAGCAUUGUAAAAAUUUAUGUUGUGAUACAUGUAAAGUAUGAUUGUUUAUAUUUUGUUGUGAUUGGUCUAAAAUUAUUCUAAAAUGUUAUGUCGAUAUUGUGAUUCUAUAUCUUCUCUUUGUUAUUUGUACAAUUUAUAUUUCAAUUUUGUUAUUUUUUAUGGAUAAUACAUUUAUCUUUAUUUUUCUUGUUGCUUGUACUUCUGAUUACCUUUUUAACAAUGUCGGUGCUAUAUAGUUAGAAUUUUCCCCUUUAUCGCUAUAUUUUGCGGAUAGUGACAUCUUUGUACUUUAACGAUUCAGUUUUCUAUUAUUUUUUCAUGUUUUUAAUAGUUUCAACUAAACAAAUACUGUAUCAACGUUAAAAAGCUAUGAACGUUUAUACUCUUUUCUUUUCAUUUAGUUUUUUCCCAAAAUUUGUUUAGUGUACUUUACUCUAAAAUAACUUUCCUUUUGUGUUCCCUUGAAUGUAGUUGAAAAUAUGAGAUGGCUUCAGCAUAUCAGUGGUGCCUAGUGUCAAUUAUUUGUUCAUUGUUAUUUUGGAUUUGAAGGUAACCUUAAAAGUUCUGUAGUUUAAAUUAAAUAAAUGUUGAAACAAAAUAUUUCUUGUCGUAAAAAAGCCCCCACAAACUGGAAUAUUAACCUUCAAUGGUUUUCUUACAUUUCUCUCUGGGAUUAAACGUUUUCUCACCUUUUACAAUAUUUUAAAUUUAAUUUUAUAUUUCCCCCUUAAACCUGGAUGCUAAGUAUAAAAGACUGUUAUAUAUCCUAAGUGUCUCAAAAAGUGAAAGCCGAUCAUGUGCAAUUGUACUGAUAAUAUAUUUUUAUAUUAAUCAUUUCAACACAAGUUGCUGUUUUCUCGACUGCUAGAGUCGAGAGAACUAAUUUUGCUACAAAGUCGUUUGCAUUCCCUUUCAAAUACAGGUACGAUAGUUAACCCCCAAGUUAUUUAAAUAACCGACUUUGGGGAUUUUGUGAUAAAAGUAGUGUAAGUCAUGUAAAUAUUUAGUUGUCGAUAGUUUUUGUAAGUUUUAGUUUAUUUACAAUUACGUUGCCAUAUUGUUAUUUUAGUCUCGAUUUUAUAAUUUAUUGUUUUCUCUUGUCGUUUUCGCCAUGAAAAUAUAGGGUGGUAAAUUUUGUGGCCAUAUAAGUUUAUGUAUUAACUGUACAGUUAUCCUUACUGUUGUAUAUAUACCCACGUUAUUAUAAGUGUCUAUUUGUUAAUGUUGUUGUUUGUAUUUUAUAAAAUAUUACAGUUGAAAAUUGCUGGAUACUCUGAUGAUGUUAAAAGUUUAUAAAUUGCUGUGUAUAAUUUCAAGUUAUAAAUGUAAAUAAAUUAUGCCACUGUGAAUUUCAUGUGGUUAUUGCACCCUUUUUCUAUUGAAGUUUUGAUGUUAAGCUUGGUUCCUAUGGCUGAGUAUAAACAUAUCAGAAUCAUCUCUUAUUUUCACAAUUAUGUGUUGUUUUCCUAGUUCAGUGUUUCAAAUCACGGGUAUAUCCUUAACCACAUUUGCAAACGCAAUAGUACUCAAUUUUUCAUUCAUAUAAUAUAACAGCGACGCACACCGGUUUUUAACCAUAGACUGAAGUCGCAUACUUGCGUCCACACCACUUUUAACUCCAGGCCGCAGCCUAGUAGAGUACGCGCAAGCAGUCUGGGCAUGUGGCUCUGUCUCUACUAGCCGUCCUGUGUACACUUUACCCACCACCCUCCACCUCACCUAGCCAUGAAGACAGCUGAACAACCCCAGAGCCGUGUGGGCCUAAUGUUUUUGGAAAUGAGCAAAAGACACUUCCCCAACACCCCGUGCCCUAGCGCGGCCACGCGCCCAGACUAAAUGUGACUACUGUAGAACAAUGUUAUUUGGCUAUAACAACCACUGUUUUGACCAACACUAACUAUUUUCUUCUUUUUACAUUUCAAAUACAAAAAUCCAGCACAUUCAGCUACAGUAGUCACGAAAUCCAUCUCAAAACUGAAUCUAUACCCGACUUGUUUAGCAACAUGCUCGACAGUGUGUGGGGGAUUUAUCGGGGGUCUAUGUGUAAUAUUAAAAUGUAUACCUCGGUCUGUGGGAAUCGGUAGCGAAUUUGUUAAUUCAUUCCGUUCGGCAUUCACUAUUCAUCAACGCUUUUUUUUUAGGGAGGUGUAAGCUCUGACAAACCAGGCUGCAAGUUAUGGCAUAAAGUAAGAAUUCUCUAAGAGCACGCAUUAGGAAGCGUUGGGUAACCAUUAUGAACUCCAAACUCCACCCACAAAACACGACAUCUACAGUGCACCGGACAGAACUAACGAUAAAAUUGGCUUCAGAUGUUCCAUAAGGAUGGGAAAUCUACUAAGGGAGUAUGUUUUGUCUAUGGUAAAACCAUAAAAACAUUGUAAUACAUGAGGACGAGGGGGGUGGGCUUUGUCCUAGACACAAGCAACUAGUACUACCAAGGGCGUCUUUAACUCCAGGCCGGCCUUCAAAAUAGCAACAUCGCAAGUAGGGUUGUAACAGCUGUUGUUUUGUUUGGAGGCAGCUAAUGGUAUUUGUGUAUGUUUUUAAGAAUAUGAGCUUGGUUACUGGGCUAUGAAAAUAUGUACUCCACUUUAAAUGUACAAAAAUAGAUUUUCAAUUUAAAUACUGUUUUGGUUUUUAAUUCGAUAUGUUUUAUUUUCAAUCUUUCAAUAAAUUUAUGUUCAUAAAUUAAAAUUUUAAAGAAUAAUAUACGAAUUAAUGAGCUGGUGUGACCUGUCUGCCAUGUUAUCUUGCCGAUUCUACUAGGCCGCGGCCUGGAGUUAAAGGUGGCCGUGGUACUACACACCACUUAAGUGUACCAAUCUUUCCUCUAGGAACUUAUUACUUCUCUGUGGUUUUGUGGUUCUGGUAGUACUAAUGAAAAUGAAAUCUCUUUGA